UGAAACUUCCAUCACAUGCAAAUAUAACGAGUUUUACAGAGCGCGAGGCAGCGUGUUCAGGGUGAAAUUCAGAUCACAGUGAGGGCAUUAGGGGAUACCGGUGCUCAGGCUCGUGCUGUAGAGUUUAGUAAAGCCUACCUGUGCACCUGUUACUGCAGGUAAAGUGAUGCCCCAGCUGACUGCAGCGCUGCAGGUAGCGCUGUUGCUCUCUGCUGUGCCUGCACAGUAUCUCCUCAGCAGGUGGACCAGUGGUACAGCAGCACAGCGCAGCCUCGCAACACAGGGAAUCCUGGACACAUUGAAAUGGGUGAAGGAGUCGUAUCUGAACAUGGCUGUGUGGGAGGACUGGCUGAACUCUUGGUUCUUAAGUAAAGAGGAGGAGAUGGAUUUUAGACAGGCACUAGAGGAGACGUUCUCACUGGAGCUGAUGAUGCAGAAUAAUGACCAGGGCUACUUUGGAGUCUCAGAGGAGCCACGCAGCCCCAGGCCUGAGUACGUGCUGCACAGAGUUGGAGAGGUUAUAAUGGAGACACAGAAUAACAUGGUGGGGGUGAUAGUGGGCUGGGACACUGGACUACGAGCCCCACCAGAGUGGAUCAAGCGGAAAAAAUACACAGACUCAGAGGUGCAGAAACUAGAGGACACCCCACACUACAGAAUUCUGUUCAGCGGUCCGGACCAGUCCUCUCUUCUGAUUGGAUACAUUCCACAGACUGCAAUACAUCGAUUUGAUGGACUCCAGCCGGACAUCCCCACUCUAGGUAACUAUUUCUAUCACUUUGAUGGGAAAAGGUUUGUGAUGCAGGAGUGGCUGAAGGAACGCUAUCCUGAAGACUGAAGAGUGACUGGAAAAAGAGACUGGACACUUCAGGACUGUACAGAUGCUCUUCUGUAGUCUCUCUGGGAAACAUGUGGACGAUGUUCUCGGCAGUGGACACACAACCACAGCAGUUUUUUUUGAAUGUGCACUUUAGUCACUUUGGGAUGCGUCCUUGUUACUGCCAUGCCUUAAAAGUCUCCUGCUGUAGAGUGGAGGUAAUUUGGGACGCAACUUGUAGAUUUCAUGCUUACAGGGCCUUUACUGCUCCCUGAAUUGGGUCAGCAGAGAUAUUUUAUGUAGUGUUUCUUUAAAUCGCAUACCUUUAAGGAGCAAUGUGUACCUUUUAUUUAAAAUACAUGUAUAUCUUAUUGCAAGGGUACAAAGUCAUUUGUGAGCUGAAAAAUGUCUCUUACACAAUCAGCCAUAGUGUCUGCAGUACAUAUUUAAAAGAUUUAAAACUUAAAAAACUGAAAUAUAGGAACAUAUUAUAUAUUGUACCUUUACGAUGGAACCUUCAUAGAUGAAAAGACAUAGAACAUGGAAAGACAGACUUUUUCUUUCUUUCUGUUAUUUAAUUACCAGUGCUGAUCAUACAGGCACUGGUGAGGGUGAAUAUAAAUCAGGCUAAUGCGGGUCAUGUGAUUUUUGUAUGCUGUACAACAGUAUUAUAUUUUCAGUGGGUUUUAAGAUGCCAAAUUUGUUGUAAAAAUGAAUAGUCAUUAUUAUAAACUUAAGGGUAAAAAAUAAAACCUGACCAGACUAGGACAGCCUCUGAUGAUGUAUCUUCAGGUAUUGAAAGCUCAGUUCAGUGUUCUUAACUCAAAGCACAUGGCAAAAGUAAUGGGAUAGAUUCGCACUAGUAAUUUGGCUUGCCAGUGUGCAUUGCCAAAAGAGGCUGCAUUUCUUAGUCUGGCUAGAAUGUAAUUUUAAAUCAAUGAUCACCAACCAUGCUUCUAAAAAAAAAAAAAAAAAAACCUCCAAGCAGAAUUCACUUUUAGUGGACUGAUGAAAUGGAUAAGAUUUGUUCAACUGGAAGUGAACUUCUGAGGAGGAUACAACAGAUUAUCAGUAGCAGGGACCACUGCUUUAGAAUAUGUAUUGAAUAGCUGAGCUAGAUGGAGCAGAUCUGUUACUAGCUUUUGGUGUAUUAUGUGGGUUCCGCAGUUAAGAUAAAUGAGGUUUAUUUAUAUUAAUGAACAAAGGUAAUCUGAGGCCAGAUUUUUUGGACUGAUGUUGAAUCUACAGCGUCAUUUUUUUAUUGUUUUCAUUAAUAAAACCAUGAAGACAUUGAAAAAAUUAAGUAGCCUGAAACUCAGAUCCUGUUUCAGCCUGAUGAAAAUGUUUUGAAAAUGAAAAGAAGUUGACCAUGCUUGCUGCUUGAGUUUAAGAAUAAAGCAAUCAUUUUGACCAAG
Molecule: messenger RNA, 2232 nt
Organism: Astyanax mexicanus (Mexican tetra)
Lineage: Eukaryota; Metazoa; Chordata; Actinopteri; Characiformes; Acestrorhamphidae
Exons: 7
Coding region: 167-838 (223 amino acids)
Molecular function (GO): DNA binding
Source: RefSeq, a predicted model, not a curated record